Molecule: messenger RNA, 2763 nt
Organism: Effrenium voratum
Lineage: Eukaryota; Dinophyceae; Suessiales; Symbiodiniaceae
Source: the annotation of a GenBank genome assembly
GUUUGUUCUUACGCCCAGAUCUCUACUCACUUUUUUCUGUGGGGGCUGACUUGGCUGUUCGUCAAGGUUACUUUCGGCAGGAAUGAGGCCUGCCGAGACUUGGGAUGUGCGGCCUUGUGGCUCAGAGCGAACUUGCGAAUACGAAGUCAGGAGCCUCUAGGCGCAUUGGGUCCAAUGGACAUCCGCAUGAGGCGAACCGGGGGGCAGAUCAAGCCAGCCUGGCAGGAGAGCAUUGUGGAGCUCUGUACAGAUGUCAUCGUGGUGAAUUCCUCGGCCAGCGCUUGCAAUGCCUGCAGUGCUUGGCAGCAUGGGGCCCUGCUGCUUGAUUCGCAGAGAUCUCGGCGUUUGGAGCCAGAUGUCGUGUCCUUCGGCGCUGCCGUGAGUGGUUGCGAGCGGAGCUGCCUGUGGCAGAGGGCGCUUGGCCUGAUGGGCACCAUGACUGCGCAGCUGGUGCCGGGCAACAUCAUCGUCUACAGCUCGACUCUGAGCUGCUGUGGCAAGGCCCGCGCAUGGCGCCAAGCUUUGCUGUCCAAGAUGCUGCAAGCGCAGCUCAAGCCAAACAUCAUCACUUAUAACUCGAGCAUCUCUGCUUUUGAAAGGGCAGAGUGGCAGAUUGCUUUGUCUGCUUUCAUGAACUUGCGGUGUGCCCAGCUGGAGGGCAACAGCCGGUCAUACAGAGCGGCACUUGGGGCGAUCGGAGAGAGCCAUCAGUGGUGGCAAGUGAUGGCAAUGAUUGCAUGCAGUGAAGCGGCCGUGGGGCUCAAUAAUCAACUACUAAGCACGGCUAUUGGUGCUUUUGAGCAGUGCGAGCAGUGGGACAGAGCCUUGAGUUUGAUUUACCAAGCUCAGCAAGAAGGGUUCCCAAUCGAUCUGAUCACAUGCAACAGAGCCUUAAGCGCUUGUGCGACCUGUGCGCGGUGGCAAGAAGCAUUGCUCUUGGUGCGUGAGCUCCGGCAAGCCAGGGUGCAGGCAGACAGAGUCACUUUCAAUACCCUGAUGCAUGCAACUGGCCAAGGCCGUCAGUGGCAACAAGCUUUGCUUUGGCUUGAGAGGCUGGACUCAAGUCGAGAGGCUGAUGAGAUCACCUAUGUGUCUGCCAUGGCUGCCUGCACUCGCGAGCAUUGGGCCCGGGCACUUCAAAUUUUUGCAGCGAUGCUUGGUAGGAGGCUAGGUAAUGACUUUGCUUAUAACUCAGCAAUUACUGCCUGUCAAAAUGGCCAUCAGUGGCAACACAGCAUGCACUUGAUGUUCAUGAUGGCAGCAGCCAGUUUCAGACCCUCCGUGAUCUGCUGGGACUCAGUGAUGUUGGCCUGCCUCGGAAGGAACGAGGAGCUUGCGUUUCAGUCCUUUCUGGAGUCUGCCCCGCUGAGAGAACCCGUGUCCUUUUUGUGGGCAUUGGCAGCCCUGGGCCAUGAUCUUGAGCCAGUGGUUAUCCACCGUGCUUGUAGGGAUGCGCUCAACGUCAACUUCUCGAAAACCGCUGACUUGGCCCGUUUGUGGUGGUCAGCUGCAGCGCUGGGGGCAAGCAGUCGAAGGCUUCGUGGAUUGGCGUCAGCGUGCCACCUGUCGGCAUUCAGUCUGGAGGAUUUGAGUAUGGCAGUCACCGGCAUAUCUGCACUGGACCCACUGAACUCACUGGACCAGGAUUUUCUGCUGGAUGCUCAGAAAGCUACAGAGCAGUGGCUGCGAAGGGCUGAAGCAUGGCAACUCGCGUUCGCUGAACAAGGCCAGGAUCUGCUCGCUAUCCUGUUCUCAUGCAGGAUGAGCCGGUGCCUCCGGACUGGUUUGCUGCAGUUGUGCCAGAAGGCAAUGCGAACUGUUGGACGUUCGCUUGAUGCGGAUGGGGUGUCCAAAGAUGUUGGAGCGUCAGGCCUUUUGACCGCCUUGGAUCAGAAUGACCGAUUGGUGCUGAUGAAGCCGGCCGGCUGGGAGGUCUUUGGGCAGCACGUGGAGCAUCAGCUCCUGGAGGUGACCAGACCUCUGGGCUUUCCGAUUUUUGAGGACCCGAGUCACAACUUCGGGUUCCUGCACCGCCUGGACGUGCCCAGCUCGGGGCUGAUCUUGGCGGCGAAGAGCUACGAGGCCUUCUACGACCUCCAGGUGCAGCUUCACGCGGGCGCUAUAAAGCGGGACUACACCGCCCUCUGCCACGGCUGGGCCAAAGUCCGAGAAAUCCGCGCGCGCACCCGCAGCAGGGACGGGCGGCCAACGAAGUCGGGCGGCCAGGGCAAGCCCAGCUGCUCGGUUCUGGCCCUUCUGCAGCACUUACAGAUGUUUGGAGCCUUGAGUCAGCUGCUCAUCACAAUUGUCACCGGACGGAAGCACCAAAUCAGAAGCCACCUUGCACAUGUUGGGCACCCUGUCGUUCGGGACAGGAUGUACACCAGCUGGACUUGCUUCCAGGAUGAUGGCAAGCAUUUCGCAAGAAAUUGGUUGCACCGCCAUCAAAUUACCUUCCGAUGUGCAGACGGCAAACCCUGUCAUGUUGUAUGCCAGCUGCCAGCAGACUUGGACAUGUCUCUCAGACAUGCCCGCGUCGUGCGCCGUGGCAAAGGAUAAGAUGCUUGAAAAACCUUUCACACAAGGAUCCAUCACGGGAGCCUGGCAACGGGAACGUCCACGAGCGCGUGCUUCGAUGCGAGGACUAUCUCAGGCCUACACGCGAACGAGGCUUCGGCUUGCCUGCAAUGAUGGCAUCUUCGAGGCCAUCCCGCCCGAGCAUCCUCGGACAAAGCCUGGAGCACUUCUGGCAGUUGGCAAAUG